AUGGGCGCUGACCAUUUGAUCCGCUAUGUGCGGUCCCACACCCUUGAGAAGCCGGAACUCUUGAAGCUCCAUGCGGCGGGCCAUACUGGCAAGCGCAAACGGCCGCCUCCCAGCAACGGUCGUGUUCCGCAAGCCUGCGCGACAUGCGCCGAGUCCAAGCUGAAAUGCGACGUGGAAAAGCCCUGUAAGCGCUACAAGGAGAAAGGGUUAGACUGCGAGUGGCCGGCCAGUGGCCCUAAAUGCUACCGGGAAGUGCCUAUUUUGUGA
Molecule: messenger RNA, 267 nt
Organism: Penicillium cataractarum
Lineage: Eukaryota; Fungi; Ascomycota; Eurotiomycetes; Eurotiales; Aspergillaceae
Product: Zn(II)2Cys6 transcription factor domain-containing protein
Exons: 3
Coding region: 1-267 (88 amino acids)
Biological process (GO): regulation of DNA-templated transcription
Molecular function (GO): zinc ion binding; DNA-binding transcription factor activity, RNA polymerase II-specific
Source: RefSeq, a predicted model, not a curated record